UAGAGUAAGAAGAAUCGAGGCCGCAGUAGUAGUGCGCGGCGUUCGUUGCUGUCUCUGCUGGGUCGCAGCCCGUCUCAAGUGCGUGUCAGUGGGGACGAGUCUACCAGUACAGACCCAGGUCGAGACAUUAUUGAGAAGAGCAAGACAAAUGCCACAGAUAGUGGCGGGAAGAGGGCUUGGAGCGGCGGGAAGCAUAGGGUAGUUGUCAGUGAGAUGGAGGUUAAUAGGGAGUCGAAUAGGAAUAGGGAUACGGAUACGCAAAAGAUGAGGUAUAAAGAUAGGAACCACAGGAUACCAACGAGGAAGGGAACGUAUAUGCGCUACACUUCGCUCACAGACGAGCACCAUGGAGGCCCACAGUCUAGCAAUGCCAUUGUCACCACUAGGAGUGCGGGAUAUAACAGGAACGGACAGUUUGAGCAUGCCACACUGGGGGGUACAGGAGGGGACGUGUUACUCAAAAGCUAUUCGAGUUUCGGGCCAAGUGACGAUGAAGAUUUGGCAAGAUACAGCACUCUCCCCG
Molecule: messenger RNA, 523 nt
Organism: Sphaeroforma arctica JP610
Lineage: Eukaryota; Ichthyosporea; Ichthyophonida
Exons: 2
Source: RefSeq, a predicted model, not a curated record